This is a messenger RNA of Perkinsus marinus ATCC 50983, 690 nucleotides long. RefSeq lists its product as hypothetical. NCBI's taxonomy places the organism in Eukaryota, Perkinsozoa, Perkinsida, Perkinsidae. Gene Ontology annotation, biological process: protein deubiquitination. Gene Ontology annotation, molecular function: deubiquitinase activity. The record is from RefSeq and is a predicted model, not a curated record. The coding region runs from base 1 to 639 and encodes 212 amino acids. The transcript is spliced from 6 exons.
AUGGCAUCAGCCACAGAGUCCAGCAGCGACGCUUCUGAGAGUUCCGAUAAAAGUGGCUGCGAAGUUUACCUUCACGUGUACGAUCUAUCGGAAAACACAAAAUGGUUGGCCGAUGAGUUUUCCCUGAAGGACUACAACUGCGGUGCUUUCCACACUGGCGUCGAGGUCUACGGAAUGGAAUACGUGUUCCAGUACUAUGCAAACGAGCCGGACAACAACGAGCUUUCUGGUGUUAGCGCGCAGAUACCGAGGACUGAUUCGGCUUACGUGUAUAGAACCACGAUCGACAUGGGCUGGACGAACUACAGCAACGACGAAGUUCACAGGAUAAUUUACGAGGAAAUGCGGCCUCAGUGGAUUCACAACACAUACCACAUCACAAAAAGGAAUUGUGUCCAUUUCUCCUCAGCGCUUUGUCGCCGACUGGGCGUCAAAGACGUACCUGACUGGGUUUUCGGAGCAGCUAAGACGGCCGAUGCAACACGUGGUAUCUCGGCACUCGCUGACGCGGCGUGGCGCGCGGCGAAGUACUGGAAUUCCUAUUACUAUAAUGACGAUGACGAUGGGGAGAGCACUGGCAGAAAUGAAGUUGAUCCGGAAACUACCACCGUCACUUUCCCUUACCACGUGCAGCAGUGAAAAAUUUUCAAUUCACCAGUAUCUCGUGAAAGAGAACAGAGAUUCACCAGC